CCGUAUUUGGUCCCCGUAGAGCGUUGUGUGCGCUACCACCAGACCCUCUUAUAUGGCCCUGUGGCUGGUACCGUGCCAGGAACGCAACUGUAUACCAGACCGUCUUCUACUAUCUGUCCUGCUAAGUCUUUUUUUUUUUUUUUUUUUUUGGCACUUCAACUCAUUUCACUUUUCCCCCCUUCUUUGCCUCACCUCCUCCACUCAGCUCAGACCAUGCUCAGUCCCUCAUGCAGUCUCUUUGAGCUAUGGCUGUUUAGCUGGCCUAGGAACCUGCAGGGUGCAGGUCUGGCCGCAUGUACACGGCGCUGUAGCCCGUGCGGCUGAGAAGUCGAGACGCCAGCGAUCAGCAAUGGCAGAAGCCACAGCAGCGGGGCUAGUGACAAACUCGCCUGGUGCUAGCGAUGCAGGCGAGUAAUAGGGCAGAUCUGGAUUGAAAACGCAAUAGGAUAUCGAUGGGCCCAGCAGCUCUACAGCGUUUCUCUGGUCCAUCUUCAUUCAGUGGCUGAACGGAUUGGAGAGCGUGAAGAGCGUGGCAAACACCGCCUCACGAAACAGCAUCUCCGCAUCCCGAGUCGCAAAACAGGCACAAAGUGGGCUUUUGCUCUUCCCUUGUACAAGCAAGCAUGCACUCCGUACGGUACUGGUGGAGGCGGUGAUCGAGAGAGGCGGGGCAAAGCCACUCGGAAAUCGAUACAAGCGCUGAAUAAAAUUCUGCUGCCCUUUCUGUUUCCAAAUGGCGCGCCACGUGCCGGAGACAGGCUGUGCGCCCUAUUCCAUCUCAUUCGAGUUAUCUCUCUAUUCUCACAUGUCGUGAUAUAGGACAAGAAAUGGCCACCACCUCCGCUAGCCACAAUGAGAUG
Messenger RNA from Trichoderma asperellum CBS 433.97, 860 nucleotides. The record is from RefSeq and is a predicted model, not a curated record. Lineage: Eukaryota; Fungi; Ascomycota; Sordariomycetes; Hypocreales; Hypocreaceae.